AGCUCACCGCAGAAAUGGCGCCGAUGCGAGCUCUCCUGUUGGUGGCUCUGCUGGUGCUCGUCGCAGCACCUCACGGUGAAGCCGGCAGACGCGGCGGUCACGGCAGGAGCCGGCGCAUCGGUGGCCAUGGCGGCGGGUCCAGCCGUGGAUACAGCGCUGGGUCCAGCCGUGGAUAUAGCGCUGGAUAUACAGCUGGACACGGACGGUCCCUGAGCGCUGGAUACGGCGGCGGAUCCAAGGGUGGUCAUGGAGGAUUCUCCGGCGGUGGUUACGGCAAAGGAUCCAGUUUUGGACACGGGAGGUCUCUGAGUGCUGGAUACGGCGGUGGAUCCAACAGCGGGCAUGUAGCAUUCUCCAGCAGUGGCUAUGGAAGUGGAUCAAGCUUUGGACACCGUAGUACCAGCGGACAUGGUGGAUUUUCCAGCGCUGGAUACGGAGGUGGAUCCAGCUUUGGACACCGCAGUAGCAGCGGACACGGUGGAGGAUACAGCACCGGAUCCUCCGGGAGGUCUCUGAGCGCUGGAUACGGUGGUGCAUCCAACGGUGGAUAUGGAGGCGGAUCCAAGGGUGGCCAUAGCGGAUUCUCCAGUCGGGGAUACGGAGGUGGAUCCAACCUUGGACAUCGCAGUAGCAGCAUGCACGGAGGAUUCUCCAGUGGUGGAUACGGAGGCAGGUCCAGCUAUGGACACGGACGGUCCCUAAGCGCUGGGUACAAUGGUGGAUCUAACCUUGGACACCGCAGAAGCAGUGGACACAGUGGGUUCUCCAGCGGCGGAUACGGUGGCGGAUCCCGUGGUGGCUACGGUGCUGGAUCCAGCCACGGACGCCGCAGUAGCGGGCACGGAGGUUUCUCCAGCGGUGGAUACGGUCACGGAGGCGGAUCCCGCGGCGGAUACGGAGGUGGAUCCCGCGGCGGAUACGGAGGUGGAUCCCGCGGCGGACACCGCGGCGGCUCACUCGGCUUCGGAGUGGUUUCACCAAGGGCAGGUCUUUCACCAGUGGAGGAUAUCGCCAGGGAGGACAUCGCUG
Messenger RNA from Amphibalanus amphitrite, 1029 nucleotides. RefSeq names its product keratin, type I cytoskeletal 9-like. The transcript has 2 exons. NCBI's taxonomy places the organism in Eukaryota, Metazoa, Arthropoda, Thecostraca, Balanomorpha, Balanidae. The record is from RefSeq and is a predicted model, not a curated record. The annotation marks the transcript as partial.